Molecule: messenger RNA, 5154 nt
Organism: Suricata suricatta (meerkat)
Lineage: Eukaryota; Metazoa; Chordata; Mammalia; Carnivora; Herpestidae
Gene: GRIP1
Product: glutamate receptor interacting protein 1
Exons: 25
Coding region: 44-3613 (1189 amino acids)
Biological process (GO): neurotransmitter receptor transport, endosome to postsynaptic membrane
Molecular function (GO): nuclear glucocorticoid receptor binding
Source: RefSeq, a predicted model, not a curated record
UCCACUUGAAUUUCAAAGGACUGAAAAGUUUUUUGAAAGAUGAAUGGACAUUGCAGCCCAGUUUGAGAAAGCCAUGGCAAAGUCAGUUAAGAAAUAUCAACUUAGCACUUCCGAGCCUUCUCUUCCAGAAACUGUAGUCCUCAACAAGAUCUCCUUUAAUAUUGAUGGUUCCAUCCGAUAUAAAGAAAAGCCAUAUUUCUCUGCCUCCGAAGCCCUAGAUGCUUACAUUGAUGAUUUUUAUUUAAGCUGUAAGCUGCCUGAUAUUAAUGAUACAAAGGUUAAACUGGAUCAGAACCCUCUCGAACUUCUUGCUAACCUAAACAGUGAUGAGAGCCCCUACACUAAAUCCGCCAGCCAGACAAAGCCGCCUGAUGGAGCGUUGGCUGUGAGGAGACAGAGCAUCCCAGAGGAAUUCAAGGGCUCCACCGUGGUUGAGCUGAUGAAGAAGGAAGGCACUACCCUCGGGCUAACGGUAUCGGGCGGCAUUGACAAGGAUGGCAAGCCCCGAGUGUCUAACCUGCGGCAAGGAGGAAUUGCGGCUAGAAGCGACCAGCUGGAUGUGGGGGACUACAUCAAAGCAGUGAAUGGGAUCAACCUGGCCAAAUUCCGCCAUGAUGAGAUCAUCAGCCUGCUGAAGAACGUUGGGGAAAGAGUGGUUCUUGAAGUCGAGUACGAGCUGCCACCAGUCUCUGUUCAAGGAUCGAGUGUUAUUUUCCGAACAGUGGAGGUCACAUUACAUAAAGAAGGCAAUACCUUUGGUUUUGUAAUACGAGGAGGGGCACAUGACGAUAGAAAUAAAUCUCGUCCAGUUGUAAUAACCUGUGUUCGUCCUGGAGGACCUGCAGACAGAGAGGGCACCAUCAAACCUGGCGACAGGUUGCUCAGUGUGGAUGGAAUCCGGCUUCUCGGAACCACGCAUGCGGAAGCCAUGAGUAUUCUUAAACAGUGUGGACAAGAAGCAACACUGCUGAUAGAAUAUGAUGUCUCAGUGAUGGAUUCUGUGGCAACAGCAUCCGGGCCACUGCUAGUUGAAGUUGCCAAAACUCCUGGUGCCAGCCUUGGGGUUGCCCUAACUACCUCGAUGUGCUGUAACAAACAGGUCAUUGUCAUAGACAAAAUCAAAUCUGCAAGUAUUGCAGACAGAUGUGGUGCCCUUCACGUGGGAGAUCACAUCCUGUCCAUCGACGGAACCAGCAUGGAGUACUGUACGCUCGCAGAAGCCACCCAGUUCCUGGCAAACACCACUGACCAGGUCAAGCUUGAGAUUCUUCCCCAUCAUCAGACCCGCCUGGCCCUGAAGGGACCUGAGCAUGUGAAAAUUCAGAGGAGCGACAGGCAACUCACGUGGGAUUCCUGGGCCACCAACCACUGCGGCCUUCACACCUACCAAUACCCUAAUGCGUCCCACCCGGACCAUUGCCAAGCGCCGGCCCUUCCAGUCCCGAAGGCCCCUCCUCCCAACAGCCCUCCAGCUUUGGUGUCUUCAUCCUUCUCUCCUACCUCCAUGAGUGCAUACAGCCUGAGUUCCCUGAACAUGGGGACCUUACCUCGAAGCCUCUACUCCACUAGCCCUCGUGGGACCAUGAUGAGGAGGAGACUGAAAAAGAAAGACUUCAAAAGCUCACUGUCUUUAGCCUCGAGCACAGUGGGCCUGGCUGGGCAGGUCGUUCACACAGAAACCACAGAAGUUGUGUUGACAGCAGAUCCUGUCACGGGAUUUGGGAUCCAACUGCAGGGUAGUGUGUUUGCCACGGAGACACUCUCUUCUCCACCUCUGAUUUCCUAUAUUGAAGCUGACAGCCCAGCCGAGAGAUGUGGGGUGCUACAGAUUGGAGACAGAGUGAUGGCCAUUAAUGGGAUUCCAACUGAAGACAGCACCUUUGAGGAAGCCAACCAGCUCCUCCGAGACUCUUCAAUCACGAGCAAGGUCACACUGGAAAUCGAGUUUGAUGUUGCAGAGUCUGUCAUCCCAAGUAGUGGAACAUUUCAUGUAAAGCUCCCUAAGAAGCAUAAUGUGGAACUUGGAAUAACCAUCAGUUCACCAUCUAGCAGAAAACCAGGAGAUCCCCUUGUCAUAUCAGAUAUCAAGAAAGGCAGCGUGGCACACAGGACUGGCACCCUGGAACUGGGGGAUAAACUACUUGCAAUAGAUAACAUCCGGCUGGACAACUGUUCUAUGGAAGAUGCAGUUCAGAUCCUCCAGCAGUGCGAAGACCUGGUGAAGCUCAAAAUCCGCAAAGAUGAAGAUAAUUCAGAUGAGCAAGAAAGUUCCGGAGCAAUUAUUUACACUGUGGAGCUUAAGCGCUAUGGGGGGCCCCUUGGCAUCACAAUUUCAGGAACUGAAGAGCCGUUUGAUCCUAUAAUCAUUUCAAGCCUCACUAAAGGGGGAUUAGCUGAAAGAACUGGUGCAAUCCACAUAGGAGACCGAAUCCUGGCCAUCAACAGCAGCAGCUUGAAAGGAAAGCCUCUGAGUGAGGCCAUCCAUUUGUUACAGAUGGCAGGAGAGACUGUCACCUUGAAAAUUAAGAAACAGACAGAUGCCCAGUCAGCUUCAAGUCCCAAGAAAUUCCCCAUCUCUAGCCACCUGAGUGACCUGGGAGAUGUGGAGGAGGACCCCUCUCCGGCACAGAAGCCAGGCAAGCUGACCGACACGUACCCCUCCACUGUGCCCAGUGUGGACAGCGCGGUGGACUCGUGGGACGGCUCUGGAAUAGAGAGCAGCUAUGGGAAUCAAGGCUCAGGCUUUCAGGCGUCAGGCUACAACUUCAACACAUACGAGUGGAGGGGUCCGAAACAGAGAGGCAGCCUGUCCCCAGUCACGAAGCCACGAAGCCAGACUUACCCAGACGUGGGGCUGGGUAAUGAAGACUGGGACCGGUCCACAGUCAGUGGUUUUACAGGGGCUCCUGACAGUGCGGAGGCCGAACAAGAGGAGAACUUCUGGUCCCAAGCGCUGGAGGACCUGGAAACCUGUGGACAGUCGGGAAUUCUGAGAGAACUCGAGGCAACAAUCAUGUCGGGGAGCACGAUGAGUUUGAAUCAUGAGGCCCCAACACCUCGCAGUCAGCUGGGGCGACAAGCCAGCUUCCAGGAGCGGAGCAGCUCACGGCCGCAUUAUAGCCAAACAACUCGGAGCAACACCCUGCCCUCCGAUGUGGGCAGAAAGUCUGUCACCCUGCGAAAAAUGAAACAAGAAAUAAAGGAGAUUAUGUCCCCAACACCGGUGGAGCUGCACAAGGUGACCUUGUACAAGAGCUCCGAUGUGGAGGAUUUUGGGUUCAGCGUAGCGGAUGGCCUGCUGGAGAAAGGAGUGUAUGUCAAAAACAUUCGCCCAGCUGGGCCAGGAGACCUUGGUGGCUUAAAACCCUAUGACAGACUCUUACAGGUGAAUCAUGUCCGAACGAGAGACUUUGACUGCUGCCUUGUCGUGCCCCUCAUAGCAGAAUCUGGGAAUAAGCUGGACUUGGUUAUUAGUAGAAACCCACUGGCUUCACAGAAGUCUAUAGAACAGUCUCUACCAGGAGGAGAAUGGAGUGAACAGAACAGUGCUUUUUUCCAACAGCCUAGUCAUGGUGGUAAUUUGGAGAUACGAGAACCCACUAACACAUUAUAGCAACGCUUUUUAUAAAGCAGGACAAAAGACAAUAUCUACAUGGUGCUAAAAAAAUCCCUUUCAGAUUUCUGUGGCAUUUAAAGCACAGAUAAUCACGUGGCAUUAACUGCAAGCACAGGGGUCUUUUAAAUCUCUCUCAUGGCUCAUGUUCACUUCCCCUUUCAAGUUGAAGAGGUGUCUUUCUUGGUGACCGCUAUGGUAUAUGGCAGCCGAUUCCCUGCCAGGCCCAAUGAUAGAGCAAAAGAAAAGUAGACGGGCCACCCCUUCCCCCCAGUUAACAUCAGAGGACAUUUUUUACAAGUUCAUCUUCCAAUCACUUUUUAAAAAGAGAAAUCUGUUUGAAAAUAUUCUCUAUGACAAGUUCCUUAAUUCACUUUGAAAUCAGUUUCUUACUGUGAAGUCGUUACUGUUCAGAACUUGACCAAGUCUUUCCACAAAGCUGGCUCUCCUAGGGGAACUCGAGUUUGAGAUGUGGCUGGGGACUGCUGCCAUGGGAGGGGUACAGGUGUAACUAUUUUAAAACGUUUCCGCAGUGAUGCACGUAGGAGACCAUAAUAGGUGGUGGUAAAUGUUUCGCCCCAAUAUAGGAAUGAUCUUAACUAAGAUGUAUGCUAUUCCCUAUGCAACAAAUUAACAAACAGGAUAUGUCUUGUGACCUGUUUUUUUUUUUAAGGACACAUUUUUAAUAGCUGCAAAUCUCUGAUAAUGAAUUAGAGUGCUUAGGAACACUGAGAAUUAGUUAUCUUAUUUUUUAAAUUCAGGACUAAGAAUUUAAGAGAGAAUGAAGAGUCUAUUAAAUGAAGUUUAUCUUAAUGGUAGGCAAAUCAAACUCAUCUUGCUUGACAUGUUUGGAAACCUGGUUAGAGAGGGGUGUACGGCACAUGUACGUUAAAAUGACACUGGACUGUCUUUUGUUCUGAGCCAUGCUACUUCUUGAAAUUGUAAAUACAUCUUUCACAGAAUGCAUUGCCAAUUACCAUCCCUCAAAGCAAUAAAUUGUGACAGUUGCUUUUAAUGUUCGUCAGCAACUGUUCUCAUUUGUUCAGAUAUUUUGAAUAGUUACACUAAUAACUGUUAUUUGGUGAAUAUUUAAAAAAAUAGAUCUGUAUAUUGAUUGUAGAAUCUCCAUACUGAAAUGAUUAUUUUCCAAACAGUUUCAUUUGGGUCAAUAAUUCAACAACGGCUUAGGUAAAGCAUUUGAACACUGUGUCCUUUGUUUAAGGAAAAAGUUCACCUUUCUUUUUGUGCAAAGAAAUAUAUUAUUUCAACCAUAUUUCACAACCCGCCAGGGCAAGAGAGUAUAAAGCAGAAUCAUGUUAAGAAAAAAAAAAAAAAGAUCAUGAGUCACUUAAAUAUGUAUUUUUAUUUGUAACAAACAAGUAUUAAGCUGUAAAGUAUUUUUGUACAAAUUUAAUACUUUAAUAGCAUGGUAUUUAUCGUCUAUGUAUGGUUUUGGGGAAUUCAAAAUUGUUGCAAAUAUUUGUAUGGAAAAAAAAAACCCUCUACCAAAUGGAAUAAAAAGUGAUUUUAAAAAGCCAAAA